AACACUAACACAACAAAGUAUACAUUUGUUAUUUUGUUAAAACCCCCACACAGAGAGAGAGAGAGAGAGAAACUCAACUGCAGAGUCUCUGUUUGGGUGAAAUUGAUAUCAUGAUUUGGUUGAGUUAGGGUUAGGUCAUAUGUGUGAGGAAGAAGGAGGAGGAGGAGACGGUACUAUCAUGUAUAGCAACAAAGAGCGAGGUGGUGGUUCCAAGUCGGAGGUUGAUCGGAGAAAGCGAAUCAACGACGUUCUUGACAAGCAGUUGCAGCGAUCCACGCCUUCCACUUCCACUUCCACUUCUAGGCCCAUCAAGGCCCAAUCCUUAUUACCCAAUCAUCACUCUCCUUCUCACUCCCUCUCUAAGAACUCCAACGCUUCUCAUCUAGCUGACCUGUUUUCUUUUGUGUUGAAUGCAGAGGAAUCCGGAUCAGACAGUGAAGAAUCAGAUGUUAGUGGUUCCGAUGUGGAUGACACAUCUUGGAUCUCGUGGUUUUGCAAUCUUAGAGGAAAUGAAUUCUUUUCCGAAGUUGAAGAUGAUUACAUACAAGAUGAUUUCAACCUCUGUGGACUAAGCAGUCAAGUGCCUUACUAUGAUUAUGCACUUGAUUUGAUUUUGGAUGUUGAGUCCUCCCAUGGUGACAUGUUAACGGAAGAACAAAAUGAGUUAAUUGAAUCUGCAGCAGAGAUGCUUUAUGGUCUGAUUCAUGCCCGGUACAUUUUGACAACCAAAGGAAUGGCUGCCAUGUUGGACAAGUACAAAAACUAUGACUUUGGCAGAUGUCCGAGAGUUUACUGCUCAGGACAACCCUGCCUUCCGGUUGGCCAGUCAGACAUUCCUAGGUCAAGUACUGUAAAAAUAUAUUGCCCCAGAUGUGAAGACAUUUACUACCCGCGGUCCAAGUAUCAAGGUAAUAUUGAUGGAGCUUAUUUUGGAACUACGUUUGCCAACCUCUUCCUGAUGACUUACGGGCAUCUGAAGCCACAAAAGCCGUCACAGAGCUAUGUUCCAAGAGUUUUUGGUUUUAAAAUUCAUAAGCCAUGAAGCUGGAUGGAAUUCAAGCUCACAUCAAAGUAAGAGUCUGCGCAUGUCUUGUUUAGCUCGGUCUUUUGUUGUAUUUCUUGAAAAAGUCGGUGUAUUUCAGUUUGGGAAAUCAGUACAAUGUAGAACAUAACUGUUGUAUUCAUUUCGGAAUAUUUUGUAAAGAUAUGUGCUGGCAUGACCAGCAAGGCAGUAAGUUCUUAAUUUUUGUUUCGGCUUCAAAUUUAGUGAGCUCUUGUAAAACAUUGUUAUAGGUUUUUUUGGUUAGGUAUUUGAAUGCACUUGUAAUGGCUUGUAUCAAAUUGUUUUCUCAUACUUACAUUCAUUUCAUGGUUG
Gastrolobium bilobum is the source of this 1375-nucleotide messenger RNA. Its product is annotated as casein kinase II subunit beta-2-like. The record is from RefSeq and is a predicted model, not a curated record. NCBI's taxonomy places the organism in Eukaryota, Viridiplantae, Streptophyta, Magnoliopsida, Fabales, Fabaceae. Gene Ontology annotation, cellular component: cytoplasm; protein kinase CK2 complex. The coding region runs from base 140 to 1042 and encodes 300 amino acids. The transcript is spliced from 5 exons. Gene Ontology annotation, molecular function: protein kinase regulator activity.